Mytilinidion resinicola is the source of this 972-nucleotide messenger RNA. Its product is annotated as Clavaminate synthase-like protein. Bases 1 to 972 code for a protein of 323 amino acids. Lineage: Eukaryota; Fungi; Ascomycota; Dothideomycetes; Mytilinidiales; Mytilinidiaceae. The record is from RefSeq and is a predicted model, not a curated record. Gene Ontology annotation, molecular function: oxidoreductase activity. The transcript is spliced from 3 exons.
AUGUCAGUUGAUAACGUCGGCGGCCUUCUGCUUUCCGCAAAUAUCCCUCUUUCCGAGCUCGUCGCUUCGAUACGGCAAUUUUCGUCUUCAGGAUCGAUCAGGCACCUGCGCCUCAAGUCCCCGGAUGAGUUCUCUCAGUUUGCGCAUGCCUUCGGUUGGCCUGCUCACGAAGAUAUCGGCAAUCCAGUUCGGAGGACUAUCCACGCUCCAAAUGUUGCUACUGCAAAUGAGGGCCCGAAUACGCAACCGGUGUAUCCGCAUAACGAGUUCGGGCUCAGCCCGCACUAUCCGCAGUACGUGUUCUUCUUCUGCAUGUCGGCGCCGGAGACGGGUGGAGAAACGCCGAUCAACCACUCGGUGAUCCUUCAUGAGCGUUUAAAGGAACGAGUACCGGGUUUCAUCGAAGUGCUUGAGAAGAAGGGCGUGAAGUAUCAGCUCUUCUACCCCAACCGACCACGCGACGACGUCUCCUCUUCCGGAACAUCUAUUCUCCAAUCCUACGGCAUUCGUGUGCUCGACACCGACACCGUGGACGAAGCGCGCGAGAAGGUCGAAGCGGAAAUCCGUCGUCUCCCAACAGCCUUCUGGGUAUGGGAGAACCAGUCCGAAACUAAUCCCUUGGGCGAUCUCCGAGUAUGGCAAACGCUCCCUGCUUUGCGCCGACACGAACAGUCAGGACAGAUAGCCUUCUUCAACAACGCAGUAUCCAGGUACUUGAAUGCAAAGGGGAGAGGGACGUUAAGAGCUCCGCAUGUUGACAGUAAGGGAAUGUAUUUCCCGCCCUGCUUUUACAGCGAUGGAGAGCUGAUUCCGGACCAAUUUCUGGAGACAGCUGUAGAGAUUAUUGACGAGAUCAAGGCAAAGGUGGCUUGGCAGACGGGAGAUGUUCUGCUUCUCGACAAUCAUCAAGUGCAGCAUGCUAGAGAACCAUGGACGGGGAGCCGAAAGCUACUAGCUAGCUUGUGGGAUUGA